Messenger RNA from Toxotes jaculatrix (banded archerfish), 2737 nucleotides. RefSeq names its product N-myc downstream regulated 1a (gene ndrg1a). The transcript is spliced from 16 exons. NCBI's taxonomy places the organism in Eukaryota, Metazoa, Chordata, Actinopteri, Toxotidae. The record is from RefSeq and is a predicted model, not a curated record. Bases 190 to 1386 code for a protein of 398 amino acids. Gene Ontology annotation, cellular component: cytoplasm. Gene Ontology annotation, biological process: signal transduction.
CUCAUACAUCCGCCUUGCGCUUCACGUUGUAAACAAAGCAACGCGUCUGUCAGUUGCCACAGUUUGCGCUCUUUGAAAAGAGAAAGAAUAAGUUUUUAUUUUUUUAUUUUUGGCUUUUGGUCAAUUUGUGGGGAGUGUUCGUCUCCGGACAAUCAGAAGUGAAAUCUACAGGCUCUGCAGCUCUUUGAAAUGGAUGACAUCCAGGUUGUUGAGUCCAAACCCUUGCUGGUUGACAGGGAACUGCCGGGCCUGAGAGAGGCUGUACAGCAGCUCGUCAUAAAGGAGCACGAUGUGGAGACUCCUCAUGGAAGAAUCCACUGUACAAUGAAGGGGGUUCCCAAGGGGGACAGACCAGUCAUCCUCACCUUCCAUGACAUCGGACUGAACCACAAAACCUGCUGGAACACGCUCUUCAACCAUGAGGACAUGUCAGAGAUCAUGCAGCACUUUGCUGUGUGCCACGUCGAUGCCCCCGGGCAGCAUGAGGGAGCUAACACCUUUUCCACUGGAUAUGAGUACCCUUCUAUUGACCAACUCUCUGAGACUCUCCCACUGGUAUUGAAGCACUUUGGGCUGAAGAGUGUCAUUGGAAUGGGCAUUGGAGCUGGGGCCUACAUUCUGACCAGAUUCGCUCUGGACUACCCGAACAUGGUAGAGGGCCUGUUGCUCAUCAACAUCAACCCGUGUGCUGAGGGGUGGAUGGACUGGGCUGCACACAAGAUCAGCGGCUGGACCCACGCUAUGCCUGACAUGAUCAUCACCCACCUCUUUGGAAAGGAGGAGAUCCACCACAACCAGGACCUGAUCGCAACAUACCGUCACCACAUCAUAAACGACAUGAACCAGUUUAACCUGCAUCUCUUUGUCAAGUCCUACGAAAGUCGGAGGGAUCUGGAAGUUGAGAGGCCGGUCCCUGGAAGCAAUGUCAGAACCCUCAAGUGCCCCUCUCUGCUGGUGGUUGGCGACAGCUCUCCAGCUGUGGAGGCUGUGGUCGAAUGCAACACCAAGCUGGACCCAACAAAGACUACCCUGCUUAAGAUGGCUGACUGCGGUGGCAUGCCCCAGGUUGACCAGCCUGGAAAACUGACAGAAGCGUUCAAGUACUUCAUUCAGGGCAUGGGAUACAUGCCAUCUGCCAGCAUGACCCGUCUGGUCCGCUCCCGCACCGCCUCCGGCUCCAGCGUCACCUCCUUUGACGGCAACCGCUCCCGCUCCCACACCAGCGAGGGAAACCGCUCCCGCUCGCACACCAAUGAGGGCAGCCGCAGCCGCAGCCACACGACCGAGAACCAGCGCGGCCGCUCCCACACAGAGGGCUCCAUGGAUGGCACGACCAACAGCAACGUGGACCAAGCCGUGCCCAAGUCCACCGAAGUGUCCUGUUAAGUGAACCACCACUCAAUGGACACCCAAGGUCCCUUCGGUUCGUGCUGCGCUGCCCCUAACUGACACACAGACACACACAUUCCUACGCACACACACACACACACACACAUCGAUGUAGAGUGGGACACUAAGAUAGCAUACCAGGAUUUGCAAAAACGCACAAUGGACACUCACCUGCAGAGUAUUCAGUGCAGCUGAGGUGCCCCAAUUUGAAAAUAUGUUGUCUUCUGAGUAGGAGGUCAAGGGUCAACUGUUUGCCUGUUUCGUCAUUGUGAGGGACUCAGGUCAGCUCCUUGGUGAGGCGAGUGUGUAGUUUGGGGCAACGCAGCAUCUGGGAACACCGAAGCAGAGAAUGUCAGAGAAAGCUGUGGCUACCAGUACACCAGCUUGUACAUGUAUCGCUCAUAAUCUCUCAUACGUAUAAAAAAUUGUUUUAAUUUACAUUUCUGCAUUCCUUCAUCCUGUUUUUAUCCAUUUUUACCAUAUUGACACAGCUUUCUCAAAUAUACCUGACUGUAAAUGACUAUUUUCUGUUCUCACUUUAAUUGUCUUGAUCAUUUAUUCUUUUAUUUUCCAUGUCUGAAGUGUUGUCGUUUGUACGUAGGAGCAGAUUUGUAGAUGUGGAGAGACAAUGGGGAGGCACUUGGAUAAAUAAAAAAAAAUGGUUUGUUUCACCAAUUUCAAAUGUAACUUUGAAAAUUAAGGGACAGACUUCAAGUAUAUCAUGUAUAUACAACAUUAUAUCAUUUCAUCUUGCCAGUGUUCAUUAUCCUUAAGGUUUUUUUUGUUUGUUUUUUUUUUCAAAACAUCAUCUGUUGUUUUAACAAUUUUCUAGAAGUCACACAUCUCAUGAAUCUUUUCAAAAAUCAAAUGAUCAUUUUCAGUACAUUCCAAUGGGACCGUAAGCUUUGCUAUUGAUCAAAACACACUCUGAAACACAAAUUCAAAAGCUUUUACAUCUUAUGCUUUAUUAAUGGAUCAUGGCCUCAGACAAAAAAAAAUGUUUUUUUUCCUCUUUUUUUAAAAUGAUGAUUUCUAUGCAAUCAAGCACAAUGGAACAAAGAUGUGCCAUGGAAUUGUUCACUUUCUAGAUGUGAUGCUCCUAUGUGGUUGUGGAUUUUUGGGUGAGUGACGUCAUAGGUCCACAUGUUAAUAUGAGGAUAGCCAUAGAACUUACCUGACACCUUCUACUCCCGUAUUUUACUUGCACUACAGCAACAUUUGCUUUGUAGAACACAUACACAGCUUUGUAAAGAUGCGAUGCACAACCGUCUAAUGCUGUAGAAAAGCAUUAAAAUGACAUAACAGUUUGUAUUUAUUAAAAAAAUGACAAUAAAAACCUUGUAACAGA